CACGCACGCAAUAAAUACCGAGUACGAUGAACCUGUCCGAGCUGUGUUGUCCAAUUAAGACUAUAUAUUCAAAUCAAAUAUACGACCUCCCCCCAGAAACCACUUCAAAAAUAAUGUCACAAACACACAGAUUGGCGCUUUGGUGCAGAUUUCCACUGCGGCUGGUCUAUAUUGCCUUGGCACUUGCCAUUUGCAUAACACCUCUAGUGAGCGCCUACAAUGAGAACCUCCAUCAACGCGAUGGCAUUCAUGUGCCUUGCUCUUUCUUCGAUACGGUCAAUGUGACAGACGAUCAGCACUUCCCUAACGGUUCAUAUAUACACGAGGGCAUUAUGAUACCACCACAAUUGAUCGGCACAUACGACUACAUUUACACGGAUCUAGUGCGACGUGUCGAGGUGGAGUCACAUGUGCGCGCUUGUAUCUGUAAACUGAAGCCAUGCAUCAAUAUCUGCUGUCCAUGGGGUGCUAGUUAUAGCACCAAUGAGAGCGCUUGCGUCAAUAAUACCGACUAUGGCUGGCCUGAACCGCUGUUGAAUUUGACUAUGCCUGGCGAGUCUUUGAAGGCGGUGAAUAUUUUCAAGCAAUUCGCUGUGCAGAGUUUUCGACCAUGUGAAUUUAUGUUUUCAUUGCAACCGGAGCUCGGCUCUUUCGACGAUUGGAAGCUGUUCGAGAAUGGCACACUCCUGCGCGUCUUCGACAUGGUCUACCUCAGCAAAAAUGAAUUCUGUUUCCAUCCGACGGUGGCGAAUGACACCGUAGACACUAUGUACAUCAUCAAUCCGGCGAAUUGCAAUUAUGACUCGGAUUACAGCACCAUUAAGACAAUUAAUGCUUAUGCCAUGUUGUUUUCCAUACCGUUCAUGAUACUCACCAUAGUCGUUUAUCUGAGCAUACCAGAGCUACGCAAUCAGCACGGCAAGUCGUUGGUUUGCUAUUUAAUUGGUCUGAUCAUUGGUUACUCCUUACUGGCAAUGAGCUCACUGCAAUUGGAUGCCUACUCCAGUCUGGUGUUCUGCAAGUCACUCGGUUAUGUCGCCUACUACUUCUUCAUGGCUGCGUUCUUUUGGCUGAGCGUUAUCAGUUUCGAUUUGUGGCAUAAUUUCCGCGGCACACGUGGCAUCAAUCGUUUUCAGGAGAAGAAACGUUUUCUCGUAUAUUCGCUUUAUGCCUGGGGUAUACCGGUGCCUUUCUUAAUCUUCACAUGGUAUGCGCAGGAGAUUGCAGCCAUACCGGACUAUUGGAAGCCCGGUAUUGGUGGUGGCGAAUACUGUUGGUUGGACAUGCGCACCUGGUCAGCGAUGAUUUAUUUCUUUGGUCCCAUUGUACUCAUAAUUAUAGCUAACAGUGUGAUGUUCGUCUUCACUUCUUUGAAGAUACACAGGGUUCAACGUGAAAUGGCGCGCAUAAUGGCUCGAGAGGAUAGUACCAAGAAUUUGCGUACCGAAAAGGAUAAAUUCGGUCUUUUUCUACGCCUAUUCAUUGUCAUGGGUGUCACAUGGUCCUUGGAGAUAUUCUCGUAUUUUGUCGGCGCCGACCGCGGGUGGGCAAAGAUCUUCUACAUUUCGGACAUUUGUAAUGCCAUACAAGGUUUCCUCAUAUUCAUGUUGUUUGUCAUGAAGAAGAAGGUCAAGCAUUUAAUAACAAAUCGCCUACUCAAGCGCCGGCCGCCGGGUACAAGCCAUACAAACUCCACCAACUCAACGAAUUCCGAUUACAGUCAAAAUCCCAAUAAGUAUGCUAUGAAAAUGAAGUCGUCACAGGCGCUGCGAGGCGGUGAUCGCUUCUAGCGAAGAGCUAUUCGUCUACACGUGACAGCAGCAACCAGCGCCAGAGUCAAUACUCAACGAAGACAACGUCCAGCAGUAUUGGCAAUUUAACGCUCUCGGCUACUGGACCCGCUGAGCGGCCACUAAUGAUGCCAACCGAACGGACAACAAGUUUGAGAAAUUAAUUUAUUGGCGUAGUGAGAAGCAUGAAAAUUUAUUGAAUUAAAGUGAAAUGAAAUGGAGUGAAAUGAAAAUAAGCUUUAAAGCUUAAGUUUAAUAUGAAGAAAAGAGGCAGCAUGUAUGGUUUAGUACUAAAUGAAGUCUUAGAAAUUUGCAGUGGUGGAGUGUAGGGAAAUUACUGGCAGCCGCAAGAAAAAAUUUACUAAAAAUCACAAAACUGAUUUAGCAUGAAAUUGAGCAAGAGAUGUAGAUUUUAAGUUCUUAAGCAUAGCACUUAACUACUUUUAAUCUCAACUUACAUAUUUAUGUAUGAAAAAAAAAGAAAACAAAAACAAUUUUUGUGAGCGUGUCAUAUAUUUGUUGUACCAUAUGUAUUUAAGUCAUUUACUUAGUAAUUAAGUUAGGAUUUAAAUAUUAUUAUAUAUAUGUAUGUACGAGUAGAUUAGCGAUUUGUCAACGCGCCAUAUAAAACAAAUAAAAAAGACAUUGAAAUAAAAAAUAACGGUACUCAACUUAUUGAAGUAUUUGUUUUGAUGCUAUAAUUUAUUAGGUGGAAGAUGAUGCAAAGAAACAAAGUGAUGGCUACCCAAAAAAGUUUACAAGAAAAAUGUUUAAAACAAAAUAAAAAAAUUAAAUUAAAAAAUUAAUUUAAAAAAUAAAAUUAAUAAAACAAAUUAAAUAAAUAAAUUAAAAAACAAAUUUUAAUAAAUUAAAAGUAAAUAAAAUUUGUAUUUGUAAAACAUAAUAAUAAAAAAAAAUUUCCGAAAAGUAUUUUUUUUUUCAAAUACACUAAAAUAAAAUAUAUUUAUAUUUUUUAAUUUAAAAUACACUUAAUUUUUUUUUUGUUUUGGCAACAUUUUUUUCAUAUGCAUAUUUUGGAAAUUUCUUAAAUAGUUACUCAGAAAAAAAAAUAUUUUUAAGAAUCACUUAAGUUUUGAUUUGCAUAAAGAAUAUCUAGAAUUCCUAGCUAAUAACUAUAUAGUACAUUCAUACAUACCGCGAAAUAAGUGUUAUCAAUCAUGCAUCAACAUAACCUCAAACUAUUUCAAUUGGAGAGUAUGAUAAGUAGCUCUAAGAAAUUAUGGAACCUGCGAUAUAUCACCACCGAAAAGAGUCCGAAUACUGAAUUUUGUGCCAGUGUGAGAGUUAAAAAAAAUUACAGUUGAACUUCCCUAACUCGAAUCAGAAUUUUCCACAAAAAAACUUCCGAGUUAUAGAAUGGUUCAUUAAAACGUAAAUUAUUUCAAAAUGCUGUAAAAUAUAGAUUAAUUUAUAAAUGUCAAAUAUCAAAUAUUUUGUUCGCCUCCAUACGAUAUAGAUGGACUCUUCUAAAAUUCUGCCUCGAUAGUAAAAUUUAAAAAAAUUAAUUAUGUUCUGGUCGAAAAGUUCGAUUUAUGGAAGGAAAUUUUACUUCUAUUGCCAAU
Messenger RNA from Zeugodacus cucurbitae (melon fly), 3373 nucleotides. Its product is annotated as G-protein coupled receptor Mth2. Gene Ontology annotation, cellular component: membrane. Gene Ontology annotation, molecular function: G protein-coupled receptor activity. The coding region runs from base 27 to 1790 and encodes 587 amino acids. The record is from RefSeq and is a predicted model, not a curated record. NCBI's taxonomy places the organism in Eukaryota, Metazoa, Arthropoda, Insecta, Diptera, Tephritidae. Gene Ontology annotation, biological process: G protein-coupled receptor signaling pathway; cell surface receptor signaling pathway. The transcript is spliced from 8 exons.